CGAUCCCGCCAGCCUUCCUUUGUCCCCAUGCAAUUUGUCGUUGCCGGCCCUCGUUCUCGCGUUCCAUACGAUUGCCUAAAACUACUUUCCCCGCUCCUCUUGUGUCAGUUCUGUGACUCCAUUUCACGUACCAUUAUUGCGAGGACUCACAGAAGAAAAAAAAACUUAUGAUUUGAAGCACCUAGGCAUCAUAAUAGGUACUGUAAAUCAUGGCGUCCUUGGAGGAACUGUUGGAAGGAGACGGAUUCAGGCGAGAAUCAAAAAAAGGAAAAGAAGUCAAGAAAUCCAAGUCCUUGAAUUAUAACGUCUGCAGAGACAUGAAUCCAAUGAGGCAGAUCAGAUCCGUUCCGCCAUCGGGAGAGCUGGUGAAAGGUCGAGAAAGCUUCAAGGGAUCACGACGUGCACACCGAUCUUCUAGAACAUCAGAAACAACAGAGUCCAGCAACACCAGAACGAGAUAUAAUUCCGAAUCUGAAACAAAAUCUAUCAAGCCCACAACUCUGGAAACAGAAUCUAUGAAGCUCACAACUCUGGAAACAGAAUCUAUGAAGCCCAUAACUCUGGAGCUCAAUAAGGAAACUUCCCUGGACGAGGCGGCGGUGAAGGCGGUGAUAUCGAUGAUUGGCGGCUUCUGCAAACGCUUCAUCAGGGAUAAAGAUUUAAGAGAGUCUCUGCACAAAAAGUGCAGUUCUUCACUGCAGGAACAUAAAAAGCCUCAGCCGCUAAAAUACCAUGCAGAGCAGGCUGUUGUGGCGAAUCUGGAUUGGGGAAUGGACGGCAUAGAAUCCGCCAUUGCUAUGGCGGCCGCCGGCAUUAAUUCAGAUGGCCUUUCUGAAUCUCUGCGCAACAGCACCAGAAUGCUAAGUGUGGCGGCGUCUCUUGAUGUCGACGGAUUAAGGUAUUCUUCCACGUGCGGGCUAAAAAACUCCUGUCUUGCGGCCUGUGCCUAUUUUUAUCUUGCCAUCGCUUAUAAGCUCCAGAAAAACGACCGCCUCGCCGCCAUACAUGUUCUGCAGGUGUUGUGCGUGUCGCCUUCUGAGGGGCGUUUGAAUUUCUGUAAUGAAGUCUGGGAUAAUCUUUUUCUUCCCCAUCUCUUGCAUCUCAAAGUCUGGUACAAUGAACAGUAUGAUUUGAUCGAUGCCGCUUUUAAGGAUAAUCUGUCUCAUAAUCCUGAGCGAUCGAGGAAGUUGAAAAAGCUGCGGAAGUUGUAUAAUAAGCAAGUGGAUGAAGGGACUCGCCAAUUUGCUCUGUAUUAUAAGGAAUGGCUGAUGAUCGGUGUCAAAGCCCGUGGGACUCCAGAUAUUAAACCUCCAUCAAAAUUGCCCAAGAAAAUCGACAAUGGUCUGGAUUUGGUAGUGUUUUCAGAGAAAAACGUGGCUUCGCUUCCAAAAGUUCCGCUCAGAAGAAGCCUGUCUGAAGAUAUUUUUGAUACACCCAACAGAAGUAGAAAGAUAGAUUCCAGGCAUGAAUCUGUUUUGGAUACACCCAACAGAAGUAGAAAGCUUGAUUCCGGGCAUGAAUCUGUUUUGGAUACACCCAACAGAAGUAGAAAGCUUGAUUCCAGGUCUGAAACUGUUUUUGAUACACCCAACAGAAGUAGCAAGUUUGAUUCCAGGCCUGGAUCUGUUUUCGAUACACCUAGAAGAUCUGGAAAGCUUGAUAAAACAACUAUGGGAAUGCAUAAUGCAGAAACAAAUAAAACUAUCACUUCAAUGCCUCAAGCACAAGAGACAAAUGUGGUUUUGGAAGCUGAAGAGCUCAAAAUAAGGCCUAAUGGUCACCAGGUGGAAAAUGGUGUAUGCUAUAUCAAAGAAGGCUCUCUUGGAAAGACAGGAAACCAGGUAAAAGAAGCAGAUGAAAGUAUAUCAAAAAAUAGCAUAUUUCUGGAAGGAAAAGAGCUUAAAGAGGAAGAGAUGCUGAAGUUAUGGGAUCAUAUGACACAGUACACUACAUUUGAUGAGAAGUGUUCUAUUAUUUGCAAGCUUUCAGACAGGAAAGGAAAUGCAUUGACUUUGAAGCAGUUUGCUGAAAUUAUACACAGUCUGCAACAAUCUAAUCCAAAUUCCUACUCCCCUUUGAGCCCAUUAUCUUCUUCAGAAAUGACUCAACCACCAUCUGAUUCAGAGAUAGAAACAGAGAUUUCUCAAAGUGCAAACCUAGGAGAGGAAUGUAAAAAAGAAAACAACACUGUAUCUAUACGUAACAAUUCUGUAUCAGACAGUGCAGGACUCAAACCUCAGAACACUGUAUAUUUUAAACAAGCAGGUAAUAUAAGAAUCCCAAAAGAUUUUGUGUGUCCUCUUACAGACCAGUUGUUUGAGGAUCCAGUAACAAUAGAGACUGGACAAACCUAUGAGCGUGCAGCAAUCCAGGAACGGUUAGAUAAUGGCGAUAUGAUAUGUCCAAUAACUCGGCAGAAGCUGGAAAGUUUGACACUGCCAAAUACGAAUUCCUCACUCAAGCAAGCUGUGGAUGCUUGGAAAAUAUCACAUUCAGGAAUUUGGACAGAGCAUGGUCGUGCCGGUCAACAAUUGGAACAUACAGUUUCACUCCAAUAUAUGCCUGAAAACCAUGCUGAUCUUAACAGCCUUAGAGAGCAGUCACCUAAACAAUUUUCACACAAACUGAAUGCAAACAGCAAUAUGGAGAGUUCAAGCCAAAAAGGUUUGCUGAGCAGACGUUUUUCUCAGAAUGAUAAAGAAUCGUUUGAUUCUACCCAUCCAAUUUCACAUGAUCUUUUAAGUAAUUUAAAGCAGGCUACAGCCAUCCUAUGCACUUCAAACGACUUAAUAGAAUGUGAAGAGGCUGCCCUAACAAUUGCUCAUAUUUGGCUAGAAUCAAAUAGUAACCCUCUAGUAGAAGCAAGCCUCUCAAAGGUUGCCGUUAUUGAUGAACUAAUGGAGGUUCUUUCAACUUCUGAAAAUGAAGAGGUGCUACAACAUAUCGUCUGUAUUUUAGCAGAACUAGCAGUCAAAAGUGACCUAAAUAGGAAGACAAUCCUUAGGGCGGACUCAGACUUUGAAAUUAUUAUGCGAAUUGUCAAGAGCAACAUUUUCCCACAUGCUAUAGUUCUACUGCAUCUAUUAAAGCCCCCACCUUCAAAAUUAGUUUUGCUUGACUUGAUAUCACUGCUUCUUGCGGUUAUCGACAACACUUCCGACUUUCAAAGCUUAAGAUUCAGCCUGUGUACACCUCAAGAAGCAGCAAUUUUAUUGUUGGAACAGCUUCUCACUGUUUUAGAUCAUACUAAAAAUAGAGAAAAUGCAAAGCAAAUCAUAUCUCUAGGAGGAAUCCCAUUUCUUUUACGCAGAUUAGAAUUGGGAAGCAUCCAAGGGAAGAUAAGUACUGUAUCAAUUCUUUGCUGCUGCAUGCAAGCAGAUGGAAACAGCAGGCAUAUAUUAGUGAGAGACGUUAAAAAAGCUUCUUUAGUAGAGCUCUUACACUGCAACCAAGGGAUGUCCAGAGCUGUUGUCAUUGCCUUUCUCUCUGAACUACUUUGUCUUAACAGAAGGACUCUAAUUAGCAAGUUCUUGAGUGAAUUGCAAAAGGAAGGGCUUCUAAAUACUAUGCAUGUCCUUUUGGUUUACCUGCAAACGGCAUCACUUGAGCAACAACCAAUGGCUGCAACCUUGCUGUUACAGCUAGAACUUCUGGUACAACCACGGCGAUACAGCGUAUAUAGAGAAGAGGCACUGGAAGCCAUAAUAGCUGCACUACAUUGCGGAACGGAUAAAAAGGCACAAUUGCAAGCAGCCAAAGCUCUUUUGAUUUUGGGAGGACGCUUCUCAUAUCUGGGUCAGACUUUACUAGAAGCUUGGCUGCUCAAAAAAGCUGGACUUGAAAAUGAUUUUAUUGAUUCUUUGAUAGAAGAAGAUGAUCCUUUAGAAGAUGACAUGAAGAGAUGGAAUGAAGAGAAGAUGGCCACAGAUGAAUGGGAAAUGAAAAUUACUAGUGCUCUACUGACUAAAGGCAAGCCACUAUUUGAAGCCCUGGCCAAGUCUUUAUCAGGUCGAGUACCUGAAUUGGCAAAACCUUGCCUUGUGACUGCUGCAUGGGUCAACUGUGCACUUGCAUCAAUGCCUGAUACUGGUAUGCAACUUGUUGCAUGCUCAAUUUUACUUCCUCAGCUGGUAGGGUGCUUACGGCAUGACAGACAAGUUGAAGAGAGGAUAUUGGCCACCCUCUCACUUCAUAGUUACAUGCAAAAUCCAGAAUGCCUUCAAUUGAUUUCAACUUUUGCACAAGAAAUAAUCGGUCCUCUACGAAGACUCAAAUGGGUUACAUGGACGGCAAAAGAGCUCCUUGAUGUCAUUGCAAAUGAUCCUAUUCUAAAAUCACAUGCAGACAUUUUCGUACAUGGUGAAGUAGCACAAAUGGAUGCUUCUGUCAAUGGAAGAACUGAAGCGCUUACAUAUGGCAAAAGAAAAUUAUAUAGUGGGCAUUCAGAUGGCACAAUCAAGGUUUGGGAUGUCAGGAACCAGCAACCAAAGUUGAUUACUGAUGUCAGGAAGCACAAAGAUUCAGUCACGUGCCUGGCUAUCUCACAAUCAUCAGAGAGACUUUUUAGUGCAUCUGCAGACAAAUCAAUCAUGGUUUGGAGAUUGGGUUUUGAAGACCUUGUUUGUAUGCAAGUAGUGCAAACGAAGGAAGUGGUGCAAAGAAUUUCUGUAAAUGCUCUUAUGACAUUCAUCAUUUCAGAAGGGUAUGGAAUAAAGGUAUUGGACAACUCUGGAUUGGAAAAGAUCUUACAUGGAAAUAAACAUGUUCAGGGCGUUGCAGUUGCUGAGAAUAAAGUUUACUGUGGCUGUUCAGAUUGGAGCAUACAGGAGGUGGACCUACGAACUGGAGAAGUAAUGAGUUUGCAGCCAGAUCAGGGUAUAUUACAAGGAAGACGAUCAACAAGUUGUGAAUUGCAAGUGUUCAAAGAUUGCUUAUACAUUUCCGGUAACUCUGUUGAAGGUGUAUCUACAGAAGUAUGGAAUUUGAAAAACAAGAACCUCGCCGCCAAAAUAUCCACAAUUACAGAUGUCAUAGCAAUGGCAGUGAAUGAGGAUUUCAUUUACCUUGGAUGUAAUGCGUCUACUGGGCUGAUUGAGGUAUGGCUGAGGGAAAAGUUGCAGAAGGUAUCAGUGAUAUGUACAGAAAGCAGGCUUUCUGCAUUAACAUUUGGAGAAGAUGUCCUUUAUGGUGCUUCUGAAGAUGGAAAAAUCCGGGCUUGGGCUCCUAUUUAGAACAUAGCAUGAAGAUCUUGUAGUGAUGGCCCAAGAGAAAAAGUGGAACAAAUUAAAGAGGAGGAGUCGAUUGUAUAUAGAUGGCUUGGAAAAGCAAAUGAUUAAUAUUUUGUGAAUAAAAUUUUGUCUGUAUUGUUCAUCAAGCUUGAGUGUCUGAAGAGCAUUUCUUAUUUAUCUCCCUUGUCUAUUUUACAGAGUAAUAGCAAAAGGCUCAAGCCUACAAUUUUUUUUGUAAA
Molecule: messenger RNA, 5467 nt
Organism: Cryptomeria japonica (Japanese cedar)
Lineage: Eukaryota; Viridiplantae; Streptophyta; Pinopsida; Cupressales; Cupressaceae
Product: putative E3 ubiquitin-protein ligase LIN-1
Exons: 17
Coding region: 210-5231 (1673 amino acids)
Biological process (GO): protein ubiquitination
Molecular function (GO): protein binding; ubiquitin-protein transferase activity
Source: RefSeq, a predicted model, not a curated record